AUGGCCACCUCCUCAGACAGCGAAAAGAAGUGCCUGUUGACGCCGAAGACGCCCGACGCGGUGCGCGGAAACUUUGCCUUCCAGGAGGGUGAAGCCAUGGCCGAAGGGGACGAAGACGUGCGACUCGAGUCCCGGGCCUCGUCGAUCAACGGCCGUGAGUCGAGGACGGCCACAAAUCAGGGGGAUGACGAUUCGCUGGCACCCGGCGAACCACCAAGGAGCAUCAGUCCAAUGCCGGGCAGCAUGUUUGCCAACUGCCCCUUAAUCUACAGCGAACCUGCAUUAGCUGGGGAGGACAUGCCAAUGUUUCGCUGCUCGGCGGCCAGUGAGAAUUGGCUUGCGCUCGGCAAGCGACGACACCCCGACUCAAACCAGGGCGUUGGUAGGGACUCCGGGAUUGCGUCUAUCACUGGCGAUAACGGGGCCCAGGACGACGAUCCCUCGAAGGAGAGCGACGUCUAUUUUGGGAACAUGACGCCAAAACAUUCGAUGUGUCUCUCGGAGAUUAGUUGUGCUACGGUGGCGACGAGUCGCCAAGGCGGGCACAAAACCUCCUUCUCAACGCGAGAAAUCCGGGAGCAACAUCAGAAGAUGCAGGAACGAUACCGGCCAAAGCGACAGCGACACUAUACUGACCCAGUAGACUUUGAGGGUGUGCUCAACAUCAUCGGCGGGUGCUCGUGGUGGCAAAUCUGGGUGUACGUCCUGAUCUCGAUGCAGCAGAUCCCGCACGCCAUGUUCAACCUGAACGUCGUCUACAUGAUGUACAACCCGGAGCAUUGGUGCCAGGUCCCCGGCUUCCACAACGUCACCGACGCCGGGUAUCUCUGGAACCUCGAAGACGCGAUGAACACGACGAUCGUCUUUCCGAGAACAUCUUUCAGCCAGAGGGACAGUAACCUCUACCACGACCAGUGUCACUACUUCGCUCGGGGCCAGCAACGAUUUGAGGCGCUUAGAAAGAUGCCACUGGAGGAAGCCAUAAAAGCGGUCGACGGCGAGCCGGCGGUGAUGACCAAAUGUACCGGGUGGGAGUACAAGAAAGACGUGAUGGAGGAAACAAUCGUAACCGACUGGAACCUCGUCUGUGAUGACAAUAUGAAGCGUGGCCAUGCCCAUCUCUUCUAUUCGUUCGGCUACUUGGUCGGAUGUCUGCUAGGAGGUUUCGCUAGUGACAGCUUCGGCCGAAAGCCCACCGUCAUCGGGUUCGGCGUGUUGUCGUCAAUGUUCGGCGUCUUCCUCCCCUUCACCACCUACUUUCCAAUGUUUCUUUUUAUACGGUUCCUCAGCGCCGUCUGCAACGAAGCGGCCGACCUGGCUGCCUACAUCUUGUGUAUGGAGAUUACCGGUGUAAAAUAUCGAUCGAUGAUUGGGUCGUUGCUCCAAGCGCCUUGGGCCGUCGGGUACGCCUUGCUGGCGCUUCUCGCGUAUUUUUGCAAGAGCUGGAAGACGAUACAGGCAAUCGCGGCAGCGCUCCACUUCGUGGCGGUCCUGUUGAUCUGCACGAUUCCGGAGAGUCCACGAUGGUUGAUCGUCUCGAAUCGGGUAGCCGAGGCGGAGGAAGUGAUCCGGAAGGCGUGCAGGAACCCUCCGUUCCCCUUCAACCUGUGUCGCGCCAACCAAGGCAGCCUGCCCUCCGACCUCGAGCUGGUUCGGCAUCGGGAGACGAGCAAAUGGGUUAGGGCGCAGAACGGGAAAGUCAACCUGUGGCAUCUUUUCAAGAUCCGAGAACUGCGCUUCCGGAGCAUCAUCGUUUGCAUCGUGUUCAUGGCAACAGCACUCGUCUACUAUGGACUUGUCAUUGCCCUCUCCGACCAGUCAGCGCCUGGAAGAGUCCUGUUCUCCGGCAACUUCUUCCUGAACAACGCCAUCGCCGGUGCUGUCGAGCUGCCGACGCUGAUCAGCUGCGUCUACUUGAUGAAGUUUGGAAGAAAAAGGGCCCAGAUGAUAACCCUCGUCUGUGCUGGGCUGUGCCUGAUCAUAGCACUCCUCGCCGUCCAGGGCAAGGUGUACAUGGUGGCGUUGCUGUUCAUGAUGAUGGGCAAGAUUUGUGUACAGGGAGCCUUCAACAUCCUUUACAUCUUCACUUCUGAACUCUACCCAACUGUGGUUCGGAAUUCGGCGGUCGGCUUCAGCUCCAUGAUCGCCCGAUUUGGAGCUGGAGUCUCGUCGUACAUCGCUAUGCUCUCCGACGUCACGCUUCCGAUUGUGCCCAUGAUGAUUUUUGCGGUGUUCUCCCUUGUGGCCGGAAUGCUGGUGAUGUUACUUCCGGAGACAAACGGGCUUCCACUUCCGGAAACUAUUGAGGACGCGGUGACCCUGCUGAAGUCGAGCGACCGCAACCGCGCUUGUUACGGGUUUAUGGGCAACGACAAGAGCGUGUCGUUGCUCGACGAGCCGGUUGAGAACGAGCCGAGCAGCGGAAACCAAAGAGAGCACAGCGAGACGAUGACGGGUAUGGGCGCGUCGAACAACGGUUCAUUUGCAUCGUCCAUUUCUGCGGCAGCUCAGGCGACCGAGCGGGCGUUGAGUCAAGCGAGUCGACGUCGAAUUCUGACGCCCCAUCGCGGCGCCAGCGCCCCAAAAUCCACCGCCGCCCCGCCAGAGUCGUAUGAAAUUUCCUCGAUGGCCACCAUCGUGGAAAACCAA
Mesorhabditis spiculigera is the source of this 2649-nucleotide messenger RNA. The record is from the annotation of a GenBank genome assembly. NCBI's taxonomy places the organism in Eukaryota, Metazoa, Nematoda, Chromadorea, Rhabditida, Rhabditidae.